This is a messenger RNA of Fusarium coffeatum, 1098 nucleotides long. RefSeq lists its product as uncharacterized. The record is from RefSeq and is a predicted model, not a curated record. Gene Ontology annotation, biological process: mitotic sister chromatid segregation. Gene Ontology annotation, cellular component: spindle midzone; chromosome passenger complex; chromosome, centromeric region. Bases 1 to 1098 code for a protein of 365 amino acids. Lineage: Eukaryota; Fungi; Ascomycota; Sordariomycetes; Hypocreales; Nectriaceae. The transcript is spliced from 3 exons.
AUGGCUCCUACACGACCAAGAACAAGAUCUUCAGUGGGAUCUUCAUCCCCUUCCAAGAACGCCAUGGCCGAAGCAGUCCCUCUACGUUCUGGAAGCCCUACGGCGCACCCACGAAGUCCCAUCAAGAAACGAACACCCGGUACCAUCACGAUGCAGCAAAAGCAAGCCAUGAUCGACAACAUGCAGCUUGAGAUCACUGAACGCGCUCGACGACUAAGGGCUCAAUAUAACUACAUGGCCACAACAGUGCGCUCACGUAUCGAAAUGCGACUCAACAGAAUUCCCAUGUCAAUGAGAAACGUCAAGAUGGGAGACUUGCUGCAAAAGUACAUGGAACAAGAAAAGCAGCGAGCUGCACGAUCAGCAGUCACAAGGAAGCCUCCCACAACAGCACGAAUUACAAGCCCAGUCAAACACUCCCAACCCAGCGCGCACAACUUCAAGUCUUCGGCGCGUACAAAACGCAUGAGUGAUGCUAUCUCGGGAGAUAAGGAGAACGAAAUUGAGCAUAACGAAAAUGCGAAGAAGAAGGUCAGAGGGAUACCAAAUGGAGACGUGUCUCUUAUGCGACCUGCGCAAGUUUUGUCACCAACUUCGUCAAACUCGCGAAUGGCGAAUCGACCAGUAUCCCCUAUCAAAUCCGGCAUUGCACGACCCGCCUCUCCAUUGAAGAACCCCUCACAAUCUCGCUCUGCUGCGGCUGCGAAUAUGCUCACAAGCAUGGUGGAAAAGGCAAAGGCCUCACGAGGCGGCGUUGCACGUAAGGUCACCACAUCCUCAGCUAUUAGCACAAAUUCCAACAGCGCUGCUGUGGCGAAAAACAAGAAAGUGCUAGCGAAUAGCACCUCUCGACCCCCUGUCUCGCGACCAGCCACGCGAACAGGACGUAGAUCAAUCGCCAACAGUGAAUCGAGCGAGACCAGCAACGGAACAGUGAUAAGAAAGGCCUCUGCGGCUAAGGGAGCCCCAGCAAAGAAGGGGGCCACAGCUUCGCGUAAGGGGGCUGCAACAGGUGGAGUACGCAAGACAACAGCGGCAAAGGCCAACACUUCUACCGCGAGCACAGGUACAGGACGAGUUUUGCGGAAACGGGCAUAG